UGUGACGUACAGCAUCACCACACAGGUGAGGUCACCCAAACCGGUUUAGUGUAUACGUCUAUAGUAAGAUUCGUCAAGGCGCUGUCUAUAAUAUACGGAGAUAUGUGGGGCUACGACUGAAAGUUGUAACCCAACUCCACGCCCUCAGAUAACAUUUUUAUUGUGGUAGAAAGGUGAAGAUUGUUGUCAUUCAUUCAACGGCGACGUGUGAUAGUCACUGGAGUGUGUAGCCUAAACAAGCGGAUAGAUAGGCCGAUAGACAGAGGGUUGUCGAUACGGUAUCGAGUUUGAUAGCAUCGUGACUACAGAACCGUACUAAAUCUCAUUCAUCGAAGUGCUGCUAUAGUUUUUAUGCUUUAAAGAUAAUUUGUACCGUUAUUUUAUUUACAUAUUUUUACCGUUGUGUAUAUGUGACACUUGACUCAUAAUGACUGAAGUUCAGGUAGAUGUAAUUGGCCAUCAAGCCAGAUCAAAAGAGGGCAGAGGGAUAUCAGUGAGGAGUGGGGAUAGUGAUAAAUGGAUUAUUAUUCAAAAAACAACUUUUACAAAUUGGAUUAAUGUACAGCUUCAACCCAGGGGUCUCGAGGUCAAAGAUUUACAGGACGAUUUCUGUGAUGGGGUAAAAUUAUGUGCAUUAGUAGAAUGCCUGCAACAGAAAAAAAUUGGGCGAGUCGUUCAAAAGCCACAUAACCAGCAUCAAGCCUUACAAAAUGUGACAGUUGCUUUAACAGCUAUUGCUAAUGAUAAUGUUCGCUUAGUAAAUAUUGGUAGUGAAGAUAUCGUCAACGGCAACCAGAAGCUAAUCCUGGGAUUAAUAUGGCAUCUGAUUUUAAGAUAUCAAAUAGGAAAAACCAAAUUCCCUCCCAAAAAAUUGAUGUUAGCAUGGUUAAAGGCAGUGAUACCAGAUUGUAAUAUCAGUAACUUUACGUCAGAUUGGAAUGAUGGUGUUGCACUACAUGCUUUAUUGGACUACUGUAAACCAGGUUUAUGUCCUGAUUGGAAAAAACUUAGUAGAAACAACAGAUUAGAUAAUUGUUCGAGAGCUAUGACAUUAGCUAAAAAUGAAUUUAAUAUCCCAAUGAUUGUACGACCAGAAGAUUUCUCUAGUCCACAUUUAGAUGAUUUAUCGGGUAUGACCUAUCUAUCAUACUAUAUGACUGUUGAUUCUCCUGGUUAUCAUGCUACAUUAAGAAAUGUCCGAGCUCUCUUAAAACAUGGCACCAUAAACAACUUUACUACUGAUUGGCAUGAUGGUAUAUUAUUAUGUAACCUGACCAAAUCUCUCGGAGUAGAGCCUGGAGGCUGGCCAAAUAUGACAUCAAAUAAUGUGGAAAAUUUACAAAGAGGAAUGGAUAGUGCUAGAAAGCUUGGAAUUGAACCAAUUUUGUCUGCCAAAGAAAUGUCUGACCCUGAUGUGGAACAUCUUGGAAUAAUGGCAUAUGCUGCUUAUUUCACACGCUUGACUCCUCGUAGGGUGGUAGCAGAUAAAGCAACAAUAAAUGGGGACUUUCAGAACAUUCAUGUUGGACAAGAGAAAACAUUCCAAGUAUCUGUCGACUCAGAUGUUUUACCACAUGAUGUAAGAGCUGAAGUUAUUGGUCCUGAUUCUAUUCCACCAGUUAGAAUGAAUUGGUCUGGCAAAACGGCUACCUGUUCUUUUACUCCUUCAGAAACUGGCAUGCAUAAGUUGAAUGUGUAUGUUGAAGGAGAAGCAGUUUCAGGCUGUCCAGUUAGUUUCCAGGUUUCAUCAGAUCGUUCACAAGUAUACUGUCAUCCAGUAGAAAAAUGUCCCAUUGGUCAAACCACAGAAAUGAAAGUAGACACAUCAAGAGCUGGAAAAGGGAAUGUACGAAUUGAGGCUAGAUCACCCAGUGGCCAUUUACAAAGUUUAACGGUCACUGAUAGGGGUGGUGUUCAUUCUGGAAGUUUUAAUCCAACAGAAGUUGGUGAUUGGCAGAUGUCAGUAAGAUAUGAUGAUGUUGAUGUAGGUGGUAGCCCCUAUACAGUUAAAGUAUAUGAUCCUAAUGCUGUUAAAGUUUAUGGAUUAGAAGGUGGUGCUGUUGGAAAAGCUCUGGCUUUCAAUGCUGAUACAUCACAGGCUGGUGAUGGGGAUUUAGAUGUGACUGUCAAUUAUCAGGGACAGAAUAUUCCAUGUUAUACAACACUAGAAUCUAAUGGUCUACACAAGAUCAACUUCACCCCACAAGGUGCUGGAGCUUACAAAGUUAAUGUUAGAUUUGCUGGUGAAGAGGUCAGAGGUUCACCCUACACUUUAGAAAUUGUUGAUUCCAGUAUGGUAACAGUUACUGGUGAUGGAUUGAGUCUGGUACCAGUAAACCGACCGGCUGUAUUCAACGUUCAAACCCGAGGAGCUGGUGGUGGAAACAUUAAUGUAGAUGUUAUAUCACCAAGUGGUCGGAAAUUAGCCACCAAAAUAAUACGAGAAACAGAUGAAUAUUAUCGAAUAGAAUAUUUUCCUGAAGAAGCAGGAGAUCACAAGAUAACAGUAUUUUUUUAUGAUCAGCCAUUACGGGGAUCACCUUUUACAUGUAAAGUUUACGAUUUAGGUAAACUUGUUGUUAGAAAUAUGCCGAAACGAGUAUUACCAGGAAAUCUUGUAUUAUUUGAUAUUGAUGCAUCCCUGGCUGGUUCAGGAAACAUUGAAAUACGGGUAAAUGAAGGACGAGUAGCGUGUAGUGUAGAAAAUAAGGGAGGUCAUCAAUUUGUGGCAUCGUUUAUACCAGAAGCACCUAUAGAGCAUUAUGUAGAGAUGACUUUUAAUAAUACCCCCGUGGAAGGAAGUCCAUGGAGAUUAAGCGUGUUGGAUCCACAGCAAAUUUCUGCCGUAGGGCAUGGCUUAGAACUGAUUCCUGUAAAUCACAAAGCUAAAUUUAAAAUAUACAGUGAAGGAACUCCUUUAGAUGAUGUCAUUGUUACUGUUAAAGCUCCUUCCGGUCAAACCUUACCAUCGAAUAUUUCACGAUCUUCUGAGGAAAUUAAAGUAGAUUAUACACCAAGUGAAGUUGGUGAUUAUGAGAUUAGAGUUACCUGUGGUGAAAAUGAAGUAAAUGGAAGUCCAUUUUUAGCCAAGGCCUAUGAUACAUCAGCUAUAACUGUUACACCUCCUUCAGAUGGCUAUGUUUAUAAACCCAUUGACUUCUACCUUGAUGUACAGUAUGCAGGAGAAGGACAGUUACAGAUAAUGGUUAAUAAUGGUAAUUUACCCAAUGAAGUUGAAGUACAAGAAGAUGGUGUAUAUAAAAUAACAUUUGUACCUGUUGAACCUGGAAAACAAAACAUUGAUAUCAGUUUCAACGAAGAACAGUUACCUUGUUCACCUCUCACAUGUAAUGCAACUGAUCUGAGUUCGGCUAUUGUAUCUAUGAAACCAACAGAAAUAGUCAACCAUCAAGCAGUGUUUGAUAUUAAAACAGAAACAGAUAAUGCAAAUCAAGUUUACUGUACAGUGGAAGUAUAUUCUCCUACAGGACAGAAAGUACCUGUACAUAUCACAGGCAAUGCAUCUACUGGAUUUAGAGUUGAAUAUGUGCCAAGAGAUAUUGGAACUUAUGUUGUAACAGCUAGUUUAGCAGGCAUACAAAUAAAAGGAAGUCCAUUCCGUGUGAAAUCAUUUGAUCCAACACAAGUUAAAGUAUCUCAGAUGCCACAAGGGAUAGUUGGAACACCUUGUAAAUUUAUAGUUGAUGCCUCAUCUGCUGGAGAAGGAACACUAGAGUUAACAGUUAGUGCUAAUGGACGUAACAUACCAAAUCAAGCUAGAGCUCUAGGUGGUGGAAGAUAUGAAGUAUCUUUUGUUGGUCGUCAAGCUACUAAACAUCAAGCUAACAUAACUUACAAUGGCCUCCCAGUCCCAGGUUGUCCAUUUGAAAUUGACUUUCUUGAUGCCAGUAGAAUUACAGCUCAUGGAGAUGGCCUUAGUUUGGUAUCCUGUCACCGACCAGCUCAUUUCUCUGUCCAUGCACCUGGUGCUGCUAUGCCAGACCUGUCUGUCCGUGUACAAGCACCUGAUGGAAGAGAAAGUUUAGCCAAAAUAAGACAGAAGAAUAAUGAUACUUUUGAUGUUGAAUGGACACCUCAUGAGAUAGGUGAUCAUCGUGUUAUUGUAGAAUAUGCUGAUAUGCCAAUCAGUGGUAGUCCAUUUACAGUUAAAGCUUUUGAUGCUUCCAAUGUUAAAGUUUCUCAUAUUGGACAAGCAUUUCUGGGAAGACCAGUUCCUUUUACAUUGGAUGCCAGUGAAGCGGGAGAUGGUAAUCUAGAAAUACAAGUCACAGCUGAUCAUGAUAGCGUUCCUAACUAUGUUCGUCAAGAUGGUGACAUGUCCUUCAAAGUUUCCUUCACUCCACAAAAAGCCAAGACUCAUCUGGUUAAUAUCAGAUUUAAUGGAGAACCUGUGCCAGGUAGUCCAUUUCACUGUCGUAUAUUAGACAGUGACCGAGUACAAGUCAGCAGUGAUUCUGUUAAACAGAUUCCAGCAGGUGUUCUAGCUAGUUUUAAAGUUGACCCUCAAGAUGCUGGAGAGGGUGAACUAGAAGUCAAGGUUAUCUCCGCAACUGGUCAUGAAAUACCUUCAAGAAUCACUGGCUCAUCACUGGCUACAUAUAAAGUGGAUUAUACACCCCAGGAGAUUGGACGAUAUAAAGUUUAUGUUGAAUAUGGUGGAGUAGAAGUUAACGGAAGUCCUUUUACAUCAAAUGUUUAUGAUCCUUCUCUAGUCAAAGUGGAAUAUCCCAACAGAGCUUAUUUAGGCAGACCUAUUUACUUUCAUGUGGAUGCAUCCGCUGCAGGACAAGGAGAACUGGCAGCAGAAAUCAAAAGUCAUGGUACAACAGUUGCAAGUCAGUUCCGUGAAGUAGGUGUAGGAAGAUAUGAACUAAGUUUUACACCACAGGAUAUGUCAACUCAUGUAGUUACUGCUUUAUUUAAUAACUACCCUAUACCUGGUUCACCAUUCCAUGUUGAUGUAAUUGAUACUAGUAGUGUUACUAUGAGUGGACAAGGUUUAAGAACAGCACAGGUUUAUCGUGAAACAUGGUUUAAUCUAGAUCUACAUGGUAUGGAUGAUACAGAUCUAGAUGUACAGAUUGUUAGCCCAUCAGGACAUGAACUACCUUGUAAAUUAAGUAGAAAAGGUCAUAUCUGUCGAGCUGAAUUUACACCAAUGGAAGUUGGUUCACAUUUUAUUGAUGUUUUCUUUGCUGGUAAUAAACUUCAUGGCAGUCCUUUCAUCAGUCAUGCAUUUGAUCCAAGUCUUGUCCGCAUCACUGAUGUGGAUCGAACUGGAAAGAGAGAAAGAGAAAUCGGUUUCACAGUUGAUGCUACAAUGGCUGGUGUUGGUGAAUUAGAUGCUGUUGUUUCUCAUAAUGGUCAUAGAGUACAGACAUACAGAGAAUCAAUAGAUGAAGGACGAUAUAGAUAUACAUUUAUACCAGGAGAAUCAGGACAUUAUGAAGUUAACGCUAAAUUCAAUGAUGAAGCUAUUCCAGGAUGUCCAGUGGUUAUCAAUGUGGAAGAAGAAAUACCGACUUUCAUCACUAUCAGUUUUCGAAGUGUUGAAGCUCUCAAUGUACACGAGAAGAAUCAUCAUUUCAUGUUGCAUAUGAAUGGCAAACAAAUUGAUAUGAGCUUACUACAAAUACAGAUUCAAGCACCCAAUGGAGAUCAAGUUCCUGCCCGCCUGGCACCACAACCAAAUGGAGAUUUUAAAGUUGAAUGGACACCAAAUGUUGCAGGACGACAUACAGUGGAUGUUUCUUUUGCUGGUCAACAGAUUCAAGGAAGUCCAUUUUAUAUUGAAGUAUUUGACAUUACCAAGGUCAGAGUUGAUAACUUCUUCAAUGGCAAUGUCAAUGAACCAGCAGGUUUUACAGUGGAUGGAUCAAGAGCUGGAAAAGCAGAGCAGCAUAUUCAGAUAACCAGUCCAUCAGGUAGAUCAGUUCCAUUUGAUAUACAGGAAAAUAGAACAGGAGAGCACAAAGUUACAUAUAGACCUAACGAAGGCGGUAAACAUAGAUUACAAAUAGCUUAUGGUGGAUUAGAUGUUAAUGGAAGUCCAUUCACCCAGGAAAUUGGAGAAGGAGCAUUACCAUCUGCUCAUGGCGAUGGUUUAUAUAGGGGAGAAGAAGAUAAAACUGCUGGUUUUACAAUUGAUUCUCGAGGAUUUAAUGGUGAACCAACAGUACAAGUUGACGGACCUAAUUCUAUGGCUAAAGUUAGUCUAGAAAGACAACAUGAUGGUAAUUAUUAUGUGUCGUAUAUGCCAGUAGAAGUAGGAACUUAUGAUGUUUUUAUCAAGUGGAACGGAAGAGAUAUUCAUGGAAGUCCUUUCCAUCCUAAAAUUGUUGAUGCUCGUAAAGUACGAGUGGUUGGUGGAUGGCAACAUUACAUGGAUCCACAGGAACGGGUGCAGCUGACCGUAGGAGAAGAAAAGAGGAUUCCUUUUGAUACAUCUGAUGCUGGCCCAGGACAACUUACUACUGAAGUUAAAGGUCCAAGUGGACAUGUACAUGCUACCAUUGAUGAUGCUGCUAUAGGAAGAAGUGUUGUCUGUUUUACCCCAAGAGAAGAAGGCAAUCAUUAUAUUCAUCUCUAUUGGUCUGAACAUCCAUUAUCAAAUUCUCCAUUCCUUGGUUAUGCAACAGGUGGUUCACUUGAUCCUUCAAAGGUCAUUUUGACAGGUCGAGGUUUAAAAGAAGCUAUAAUUCGAGAAGAAGCAGAAUUUCUGAUAGAUGGAUCUCAAGCAGGAUUAGGAAAUCCUGAAGUGCAAUUAAUAGGUGUAAGAGCAGAAGUGAAUGUUAUUGUCACACCACUAGGUGGUGGAAAGUUCCGAUGUACUUACAUUCCCGUAAUACCAGGUGGAUACCUUCUUCACAUUAGUUGGAAUAAUAGACAACUUAAAGGUUCUCCAUACAAAGUUAACAUCACUGGUGCCUUCUAUCCAAAUCGAGUGGAGGUGUCUGGUGAAGGCUUAAAAGGAGGGAUGAUGGGAGAUGAUAUUGAUGUUAGAAUUGACACCAGGAAAGCAGGUCCAGGGGAACUAACUGCAUAUUGUAUGGGUCCAACUAAUGUGGCCUUCUGUGAACUACAAGAUAAUCAUGAUGGUCGUUAUAAUCUACGAAUCAAACCACAGGAAACUGGUCGUCAUGUUUUACAGAUUAAAUAUGGUGGAGAACAUGUGCUAGGAAGUCCAUAUGCGUUCCGAAUCUCUGCACAACCAGAUGCUAGCAAGGUACGAGUGAGUGGUCCUGGAGUGGAGCAUGGUAUCUUAGCAACCUUCCAGAGUCGUUUUAUUGUUGAAACACGAGGAGCCGGUCAGGGUCAACUUACUGUUAGAAUAAGAGGUCCAAAAGGAGCUUUCCAAGUAGAAAUGUACCGGGAUAGUCAGAAAGACCGAACCAUUUUGUGUAGAUAUGAUCCGGCUGAGACUGGGCUGUACGUUAUUUCCAUUAGAUGGUCCGGAGUUGAUGUUCCUGGAUCUCCUUUCCAUGUUCAUAUCGUGGACACUCAACAUGAUUUGGAACAUGUUCUUCAAGAAGCGGCCUACUCAACCAACUCAAUGUUGAGUCGACACAGUGGUAAUUAUUCACAGUGGCGAGAUGACAUUUAAUUUUUGUACUUAAUAAUGCAAAACAGUUUAAAGAUCUAUUCAAAAGCAAUGAUUAUUAUUAUUUUUUAUGGAUAUUGUUAAUGAUAUUUAUUUUCUUCUGGCUAAGGGGUAUUUUGAAUAUUUACCAGUCUGUGUAUAACUGCUGAAACUAUUAUUUUUAGUUUAUCAUUUACUCUAUAUCUUGUUCUUUUGAUCAUAUUAUAGUUUCCAAAACAGAGCUGUCUGAACAAGGCGAUUUAGAAAUCUUUAUUUUAUUGUUAUCUUAUGAGAAUAAAUGUAUUGAUUAUCAUGAAAAUUAAUGCUAUGCAAGCCCUAAUAUUGCCUAAUACCAUAUAAAUGAUUUCAUUCAAUUUAUGAUUUUUAUAUAUUUACAUAUUAUCAAGUUAUAUUUAAUUAAAGUGUUAUUUUAAAAUCUUAUAAUUGGAUGUCCUGUUGAAUUAAAUAGAUUAUACAUGUACAUGUAUUGAAUAUAAUGCACAGAUGAACAUAAACAGUUUGUACUUCUUUGAAUAUGAUGUACAGAUGAACAUAAAUUGUACAUGUAUUAAAUAUAAUGUUCGUAUGAUUAUAAACAAAUUGUACAUUUAUUGAAUAUAAUGUACAUGUAUUGAGUAUAAUGUACAGAUGAACAUAAACAAAUUGUACAUGUAUUGAAUGUAAUGUACAAAUGAACAUAAACAUGUUUUGAAUAUGUUGCACUGCUGAAAUGAAUAGUUUACCAGGUAUACUGCUGGAAUGAAUAUGUUGUACAUGAAUUGAAUAUCAUGGAUAAGCUAUAGAUAUAUUCAUUGUUAUUGUAAUAGAUUGUUUUGAAUAUUAUAGGUCUACUAAGAAAAAUACAGAUUUAUUUAUAUUGUUAAUUAAAAUAUUCAUAGUUGAUGAAGGGAAUAAACAACGACUAUAAUCAAUAGUGAAUCCAUUGAAUAUACAUUAGAUAUAGCUAUUUAUAUUAUUGAUAUAGUUCUAGAUGUAGACUUUUUUAAGGUUCAUAAUCUGACAUAAUAUUCACACUUAACGUUCAUUACUUGUACAUACACUUAUGUGAUAGACUUACUUAUAUUUUAUAUAUUUUUAUAGAUAUUAUUCAAUCUUUAUUUUUACCUUAUAUAAUUAAAUUGUAAAUUUAUAGAUAUAUAUUUUCUGGGUUAUGGCUAAAUAGUUGUGUUUAACGAUUUGCAAUGCUAACUUACAUUUGUUUUCCAAUCAUCACCAGAUACAGAAUUGAAAAUAUAAAUCCUGCUAAAUCCAUACAUUAUUUAUAGACAUCCCCCCCCUCCCCUCCAAGAAGAAUUUUUUUAGAUAGUUUAUUUUGGAACACAUUGAUGGCAUUUGAAUAGGUUAUCAUUAGUUGUCUUUAUACAAAGGUAUCUGCGUUACAGUUAAAUUGUUGAAGAAUUUUAUUUUAUGUAAUAAGAUUGGAGAAUUGUAUCUCAUAAUUUUUGAAUAAUAUUUAGUGCUAACAGUAAUCUCAGAUUCUGACAUUGAAAUUUUUAUCAAAUCUUUAUCUUAGCAAGAUACCUGUUGUAAGUUAUGAUUAUCUCUUUAAAUGUUUGCUUCUUCUCUCAUUUCAAACACAUACAUGUAGAUAUUUUUUAAAAGUCUAGAACUUACAGAAUGUUGUUUGUCUUUUCAUUAGUUCAUGACUAGAGAUCCCUAAAAUAUAUAUAUAGGUUUAUUUAAUUUAGGUUUUCUUCACAUAUAGUGAAUAUGUUACUUUGGGUAGAUAAAUUAAUGUCAAUAAUAGUUUAUAUAGACAAAGAAAUAUCUAGUCAUAUUCCUUUUAUUUACGAAACCCAAUGAUCUGAUGAUACCGUUCAAAUUCUUUUUCCUGUUUACUUUUAAAAUAGAUAACUGUGAAUCACCCAUGUGGUCAUGUCAAACCAUACAAUUAAUUAAUAUUAAAUUUUAGUUAUGGAAUAGCUAUCUGUAUUAAUACAUUUACAUUCAUGACAUAAUAAAUUUAUAUAUUCUUGUA
This is a messenger RNA of Patella vulgata (common limpet), 9599 nucleotides long. Its product is annotated as filamin-A. NCBI's taxonomy places the organism in Eukaryota, Metazoa, Mollusca, Gastropoda, Patellidae. Bases 428 to 7624 code for a protein of 2398 amino acids. The transcript has 45 exons. Gene Ontology annotation, biological process: actin cytoskeleton organization. Gene Ontology annotation, molecular function: actin filament binding. The record is from RefSeq and is a predicted model, not a curated record.